Molecule: messenger RNA, 1299 nt
Organism: Linderina pennispora
Lineage: Eukaryota; Fungi; Kickxellomycota; Kickxellomycetes; Kickxellales; Kickxellaceae
Product: alpha/beta-hydrolase
Exons: 1
Coding region: 52-1038 (328 amino acids)
Molecular function (GO): hydrolase activity
Source: RefSeq, a predicted model, not a curated record
GUCCAGGGCUUUUCCAGCACUAGCGUCCACUCACCACCUUGUUCUUUCCUAAUGGAUCCACUCAACCCUGACUCGUUUAACCACAAGUUUGCCACGGUCAACGGCACCACCAUUCACUAUGUUGACGAGGGCACCGGUCCGGUUAUCCUUUGCUUCCACGGUUUCCCUGAUCUCUGGUAUGGCUGGCGCAAGCAGAUUCCCUACCUUGUCUCGCUCGGCUACCGCGUAAUUGCCCCCGACACGCAUGGCUACGGCCAGACCGAUGCUCCGAAGGAUCUCAAGGCAUAUGGCGCCAAGAACAUCGUCAACGACUUUGUCUCGCUGCUUGAUACUCUGAACAUCCGCGAGGCGGUGUGGGCUGGUCAUGACUGGGGAGGUCUUGUUGCCUGGCGCGCUGCCCUCUGGCACCCGGAGCGUGUCAUCGGCGUCAUCUCCUACUGCACGCCGUAUAUUCCAACUGCGGAUACCUUCACGCCCCUGGAGGACUUCGUUGUCAAGUUCCCCAACUGGUCCUACCAACUGUAUUUCCAGAGACCUGAGGCUACCGAUGAGCUCAACAAGGAGAUUCCGCUGUUCCUUACGGCGCUGUUCCGCCACUACAAGGACUUUGCAAAGACAUCCAUCUUCAACCCCGCUGUACCACCUGAGCAGCGCACGAUCACUGAUGUCAGGGGUCUGGAGCGUAGCUCGGUGUUCACUCAGGGCCAGCUCGACUAUUACAUCGGCGAGUUCCAGAGGAAGGGCAUGGAGGGUCCGCUGAAUGCCUACCGCGUGCGCAAGAUCAACUGGGAGGAUGAGCAUGAGGCAGGGUUCCUGAUGAACAAGAUCGAUAAGCCCAGCAUGAUGGUCACUGCAGGCCAUGACGGUGCAUUGCCCGCAAAGUGGACCGAGCACAUGCCAAAGUUCAUCCCCGACCUGAUGCAGGAGCACGUCGAGGAGUCGGGACACUGGAUCCUGGACGAGCAGCCAGAGUUCUGCAACAGCGCUUUUGCAAAGUUCCUCAAGCAUCUGGAGGAUAGCGGUCUUAUCCAGAAGUAAAAUAAACAUAUCAGGUGUUGAUUACUAAGAUGAUCAUAUAGAGGUGAGAAGGUCUGUAGAAAAAGAAGAGGUGCAAUCUUACAUCACAACGCAAUUGCUGCCAUCCUUGUCCUUUACGGACUCUUUGUUUUUCGUGAGCCCAAACCGCUUGCCACGGCCUGACGCCUUCUCGCGCUUCUGUGUGACACGACGCCGCAGCGCAGCCGUCGACUCGGAUGCGGUUCCGACGAUUCCCUGCUUCAGGCGCUCCUUGGCCUCCUC